Molecule: messenger RNA, 1224 nt
Organism: Ectocarpus siliculosus
Lineage: Eukaryota; Phaeophyceae; Ectocarpales; Ectocarpaceae
Source: the annotation of a GenBank genome assembly
AUAACAAACGUGCCCAUUGCGACGCGGGAGAGAAGCACAGCAGCAAAGACAAAACGCUUCCAAGAUGCCGUGGCAAUCCGCGCCGCCGCUUGCCAUCAUCACGGUCGCCAUGGGCGGCGUAUCCGGGCUCAUGUCGUUGACGAACUACCUGACGGUCGGCCGCACGGACAGGCUCAUCGGCCUGGAUGACUUCGAUUACAUGCUGUUGAACCGCGACAUGCGCAUCCGCAACCCCCCGCAAGCCGCGGUGGACAGGAUGCUGGCGAACCCGGCGACGAGGUCUGCAUUGGAGAGGGCAAACGCCGACAUGGCAGCAGCCGCGAGCAAGCAAUAACGGUUACUUUCCCAGAAGGAGGGAGGGAAAGCUGCUGCCGGUGGGGCGCCCNNUGCCGAUGGGGCACCAGGGGGGGGGGGGGAAUGCGGUUCCACUUUGGCGGAUGCUGCUGGGCCUCAAAGCUGGGGUUCCAGGCAACGCUGCCGUAGCUUGAUUUAGUCGUCGCCGGCAGCCGCCACACAGAAGAGGCUCCGGCACAUGGAAUGGUUAGCGGGAAUUGAGGCAAGCACGUGUGAUACUACGCCGUUCGGAAAGCCCGGUGGUCGGAGCGUUAGAAAAUUGCGGGGGAACCUCAAACGGCACUUUUUGCACGGCUUAUCGGACGCUUUGCGUCUGAACGGGCUGGUACAUGCCCAUUUACAGCGAGUUUGCCUCUCCUGUUAUCUUAUGUUUUGUUUCGCCUGAAGCCUGCUUGCUUUGACGAACGGGUUUGGUUGCCCUUUCGCGGGGCGUCCAGCCUCAGAGCAGCGUUUCGCCUUGAAUUGAUCUUCCAUUCAUCGUUUGGAGAGGGCUUCGUUCCCCCUCAGCGGGGUCGUGGCUGAUGUCUUGAAUCCCAUGUUUCCGCUGCAUGAAGGGGUGAAGAGGUGAAGAAUUAUCGCCUGCGUGACGCGUUGCAGGCGGCUCGCCUUAGAACAGCGUUUUGCCUCGAGUACACCAUUUAUCGUUUGGGGAGGGAAUCGUCCCCCCUCAGCGGGGUUGUGGCUGACGUCUUAAAUUGAUUAUGUGAAUUGAUGUUUCCGCUGCAUGAAGGGGGGAAGAGGUGAUGAAUUACCGCCUGCGUGACGCGCUGCUGGCUUGAUUGACGAGAAGUGCCUGGUUUGGCAGAGAACUCGUCGUGAAAUCGCUAAAGAAAUAGUCAUUCGCCGAAAGAGAUUUCGAUCGCUGUACAC